Messenger RNA from Annulohypoxylon maeteangense, 2110 nucleotides. RefSeq names its product cytochrome P450. The coding region runs from base 119 to 1807 and encodes 562 amino acids. Lineage: Eukaryota; Fungi; Ascomycota; Sordariomycetes; Xylariales; Hypoxylaceae. The record is from RefSeq and is a predicted model, not a curated record. The transcript is spliced from 2 exons. Gene Ontology annotation, molecular function: iron ion binding; monooxygenase activity; heme binding.
GACAAUGUCACAGAACUUUUGUAACCAAGCCCACCUUUCACCGUGCAUUCAUUACAUAUAUACAUAGUACCUAGACCUUCUACUCAGAUAGAUCGGCACUGGUGACUAAGCUCUCACGAUGGCGAUACCUUCCUGGCUAUUGCUCCAGGCCACAGCCGGAGCUGGCACAUAUGCUCUCGUGCGCUAUAGACCUCUACCCGAGGGAACCUUUCUUUCCAACGCCAGCCAUUUCAAAACAUUCGUUGCCCUCUACUCCAUCAUUCUGGUCGGAUGGAUUCUAUACUCGUGGAUAAUCCACCCCAAGUGGCUGAGUCCCCUCAACAGAUUACCAAAGCCGACAGGUGGGACUUGGUGGAAUGGUCACUUCUUGCAAUGCUUCUCGGUUGGAACGGGUGAGACUGAGGCGGGGUGGAUUCGCACCAUUCCUAACGAUGGAUUCAUCUACUACCUGCACAUCUUAAACACGCCUCGUGUCAUUGCCACGUCUCCCAAGGUGAUCCAAGAACUCUGCACUCGUGCGGACGAGUUCAUCAAGCCCAAGUUCAUCCUAUGGCUCGCCGAGAAACUUCUCGGCAUCGGUCUGGUGUUGGCUGAGGGCCAACACCACCGACGUCAGCGCCGCGCCUUUCUGCCCAUCUUCGCCCCACGUCACGUUCGUGAGAUGUACCCCAUCUUCUGGGACAAGACAUGCGAAGUUACGCAGAAGCUAGCCGGUAUCGUGACUUCGCAGUCGCGCACCGGCGAAUCGGUCUUCGAAGUCGGCCACUGGUCGUCUCGCGCCGCCCUCGACAUCGUCACCAUGGCGACUCUCGGCGCGAACUUCGGCGCCAUCCAAGACGAAAACUCCAAGCUCGCCAAGACCUACCGUCUCGCACUAGAGCCUACCCGCGGCUACCUCUUCCAAGCCCUUCUCAAGCUCUGGUUCCCGCCCUGGUUGAUUGACGGAAUCCCCAACAAAUGGAACCGCAGUCUACGCGAAUACGUGCCCGUCUUCCGAGGCGUAUGUCGCGAUCUUCUCAACAAGAAGCGUCUCGAAGUCGCGGACAAGACACGCGAAAAGGGCAAAGAUCUACUCAGCUUAUGUUUCCACUACGAGGAAGUCGCAGACGCCGACGAGGAGGAGCUGAUCGACCAACUCUCCACAUUCAUGGCAGCCGGACACGAGACGAUCUCCGUGGGGAUCACCUGGGCAGUAUACAUGAUGUGUCUGCACCCAGAGUGGCAAGAGCUGCUUCGCGCCGAAGCGCGAGCCCACUUCCCGGACCCCACCGGCAGCAACGACGCGGCGAGCGACAAGAAGGUGACGAGCGCCGACGUCGAGCAGAUGCCGCUGAUGCAGGCUUUCAUCGCCGAGGUUCUGCGCUGGUACCCGCCGAUCCCACAGACGCUGCGCGAGCCGCUGCAGGACACCGUCGUCUGCGGGCAGCUGCUGCCGAAGGGGAUAUCGAUCGUCAUUCCCAUCAAGGGGAUCCACCGUCACGAGGACGCGUGGGGACCCGACGCCAACGUCUUCAACCCGCGACGAUGGCUCAACGCCGACGGCUCGUUCAACUCGACCGGCGGCGCGGUGUCGAAGUACGCCAACCUGUCGUUCAUGCAGGGCGUUCGCAGCUGCGUGGCGAUGGGCUUCGCGAAAGCGGAGAUGGCGUGUGUUCUUGCGGCCUGGGUCGGGCGCUUCGAGUUCGACUUGGUCGACGAGGAGCUGCGCGACGAGAGCAACAUGAAGACCUCGAACGGAGGCUUCUCCGGCCGUCCCAAGCACGGCAUGUUUGUCAAGUGGAAGGUUCUCAGCGGGUGGGAUGCGUGAGCUCCGGGCGUUUUACGGAACGGGAAUGGGGGAAACAUAGAUUUUUUUUUCAUCAUGAGAUUUACAUUGUACAAGGCACUGCUAGGUCAAUUUUGGGGGUGUACGGAUAACCUUUGUGGAGUACUCUGUGUUGAAUGUCACAAUUUAGAGCGAAAAGAAAUUAACAUUGGUAGAUGGAAGGUUCCAAGUUGUCAGCUGUAUUCAGUUUAGAGGGUUUGCGUUGUUUUGCGUCGUUCGUUCUCGCUAAGGAGAGGAGUUUGUAUGAAUUAGAGAAAUGAGACACGCAGAUGCGGCGAACCGCAC